AUGAUUGUUGUAAUACAAAAUUUAAUUUUGUUUGAUUGGUUGCGUGUACUCCAGACAAAAAAAAUUGCGUUUAGUAAACAAGUCAUAGGUAAUCGUAGUAUCUCCAGUAUGGACAACGAUUAUGCAAAGGAGUUGAGUAAUUUACGCAAGUUAAGAGCAACACUACAAGCCGUUAAGGAAUCGACUGACAAGAUUUUACAAGACGUGGAAACUGUUUACAAGAAUAAUCAUCCUCAACUUUUAGAACAAUCUAAGGAUCUUGAGCAAACUAUAAACAAAGUUGUAAAUUAA
This is a messenger RNA of Lodderomyces orthopsilosis Co 90-125, 291 nucleotides long. RefSeq lists its product as uncharacterized. Bases 1 to 291 code for a protein of 96 amino acids. Lineage: Eukaryota; Fungi; Ascomycota; Pichiomycetes; Serinales; Debaryomycetaceae. The record is from RefSeq and is a predicted model, not a curated record. The transcript has a single exon.